Messenger RNA from Drosophila teissieri, 1452 nucleotides. Its product is annotated as zinc finger protein 277. NCBI's taxonomy places the organism in Eukaryota, Metazoa, Arthropoda, Insecta, Diptera, Drosophilidae. The record is from RefSeq and is a predicted model, not a curated record. The transcript is spliced from 2 exons. Bases 16 to 1374 code for a protein of 452 amino acids.
GGGAAACGUAAACAAAUGGAGCACGAGGUGGCUGCUUCUGGAGGGGAUUCCUCGCCGGAGGAGAUCAUUUCCAGUUCGGAACUCAAGCCCUCCAACAACACGGCCAUCAAGUGCCUCAAGUGCGACAAGGUUUAUAUAUUUCCGACCGACAAAGACGACUGCCUGGCGCAUCUGUAUCUGGAGCACCGACUGGUCAUCGCCGAUGUGGAGGACAUUGCGCUUCUGGAGGACUACCUCCAGUACUGGGAGAAGGAGUUUCAGACUCACGAAUUCGAGCAAUAUUGCACAACAAUGUUCUUGGAUCAGCUGCCCGAUGGCAAGUACUCCAAAAACGAGAAGUACUACCUGCUUUGUGAUAUCCUGCCCCAGGACUACGAGCUGCGACGAAGGUUAAAAGAAAAGCGCCUAAGUGAAGCUCUGGAGCGACAUCAGUUCGAGCUAACCGACCGCAAUUUCUCCAAGGAGUGCCUUUUCUGCAGGACUAUAAUCAAGGGAUUGAGGGCGGACUACUUGGACCACCUGUUUGACAAGCACUUUCUGUUGGUGGGCAAGCCCGAGAAGCUUGUGUACGUGGACGAGCUGCUGGAUCACCUGGAGGAGAACCUGAACCGGUUAAUGUGCCUCUACUGCGAGAAGAUCUUCAGGGAUCGGCCUACGCUCAAGGAACACAUGCGCAAGAAGGGCCACAAGCGGAUCAAUCCGAACAGAAGGGAGUACGACAAGUACUUUCUUAUCAACUACAAUCGCGGACCUACUACAGCGCCAACGCCCCGGAAACAGCACCAACAAAAACGAAGACGGGAAACCGCAUCCGUAUCCACAAUCGCUGAUCCUGAAACUGGCAGCGUGGACUUCGACAAGCACUUUGCCCGCCCGGAUUCGGAUGCCGAACACGAUUCCGACUGGUCGGAUUGGGCGGCAGAUGGUGAGCCGAGCUCCAUUAAGUGCCUGUAUUGCCACCAUCUCGGCGACAACUUCACCGUUCUCAAGGAACACAUGCACGAUGUCCAUCGCUUGGAUUUCGAAAAGGCCACCAGCUCUCUCAACUUCUAUCAACGCGUCAAGGUGGUGAACUAUCUGCGCCGACAAAUGUGCCUGCUGCGCUGCGUGACCUGUGACCUGCAUUUCGACGAGGAGGAGUUGCUUGUGGAGCACAUGGCACAAGAGUCGCACUACGGGAUCAGCGAAAAGGAGAGCUGGGACAAGCCAGAGUUCUUCUUCCCGUACAUCGAGAACGAUGGUCUGUUGUGCGUGCUGGAUGAUUCUGGAGGAGAUGACCCAGAGGUCGAUACGGUGCGAAUUAUCUCGGAGGACAGUCUGGCGCAGAUAAACAAGGAUGCGGAGCGGCUGUCCCUCGAGAAUUUUAAGCUGUAAUUUGUUAGAUCAGAAACUGAGAUUUUUGUAUUGUAAAGUUCACGUUUAUAAGAAACUAAGUAAAUAGUAAUGGAAUUA